This is a messenger RNA of Alternaria arbusti, 771 nucleotides long. RefSeq lists its product as uncharacterized. The record is from RefSeq and is a predicted model, not a curated record. NCBI's taxonomy places the organism in Eukaryota, Fungi, Ascomycota, Dothideomycetes, Pleosporales, Pleosporaceae. The transcript has 3 exons. Bases 1 to 771 code for a protein of 256 amino acids.
AUGGACCUCCCGUCAGAGUUGCGCCUCAUGAUCUACGAGCGUCUUCCCCGUCAGAUCAAGCAUACCGAGGUUCGCUACGUAGGCGCAGCAGCGUGGCCCCGUCAGGACGAGAGCGUGGAUUCAACAGUCAUCUUGAUCACACGUCACCUCCCAGUGGCUAUCUUGAGAACAAGCCGUCAAAUCCAUGACGAGGCGUUUGAUAUCGUCACAGCUCUGGUUCAAACCUUUGUGACAGAGUCGCACCCGCGGGCCAUAGGCCGUGAGGACAAUGGGGGAGCGCUGAGAGUACUUGAGUUCCUGAUCGUGACUGAGCGUAAAGCGCUUUUGACCGGUCAGCCUUACCAUGUGAGCGACAUCAUUCAGCGACACCCAGACCUUGUCUCCCAUCCUUGGGAUACCAGACGACCGCGCGACAUUGCAGUUCUCCUUGGCCAGACUACACUAGCAAAAACGCCAGAUACCAGGAUUUGGGUUGCCAAAAUUGCUACAGUACAUUUCGAGAAGCAGGAGAACGUGAUGGACAGGCUGCGUGCGCAGCAUUCCUUGAACAUCGCCCCUGGCCCCCAUAGAACUCCUCCGAGCGUAUUAGAGUUUUUUCGACGGGAAUAUGAGUCUGGUCUCGGCGUUCUCGUUCGUGGAACCUUCAAGGGUAUCCUCGCAUACGCUCCCAACGAAGAGUACAAAGUCACAGCAAACAACGUCCCUAUCAAACUCAACGUGGACAAGUUCGAUUUGGAUGGGACCUUGACCCUGGAGACUUGGAGGGAUUGA